GUCAAGGCCCUUGAAGAACUGUGUGGGUGUAUUGUGCAGUAUUUAUCCGCACGUCCGCAUGUCGCUUGCAGAAACCUCAGCCGCUUCACCAAAGCCCAAUGUCCGCCGCGAAGCGCAGCAAUUCCUGGACCAUUGACACUGACCUCGACGGCAUCGACCUUGGCCCCUCCGAUUUCGGCUCCUCCAUCCCUCUCAAGAAGGUCCCCAACGGCGACGUUUUCUCGGCCUCCCGUGCCGGCGACGUUGACCGCCUCCGCUACCUCCUCGAGUCCGGAGUCAACGUCAAUGCUCGGGACCAGUGGGAUUCUGUCGCUCUCUACUAUGCUUGCCUCGCCGGUCACCUCGAUGCUGCUCGCAUGUUGCUCGAGAGUGGUGCUAUCUGCUCUGAGCACACAUUUGACGGUGACCGUUGCCACUACGCUGCCCUUAAUUUGAAGGUCAGGAAGUUGUUGAAGGCAUUUGAGGCCAGACCGCCGCCUCUGGGUCCCUUGCAGGCGUCGCUGAGAGAUACUUUUUUGGGUUGUGCCGCUAAUUGGGCCUUCUCGGAGCUUGCUGAUUCUCAAUUUCAAAUUUCGGGUAUAUCAUCAACUCAGGGAUCCAAUUGCAACCACUUUCCUCCAGAUGUGGUUUUCUAUGUAUCAGGAAGACCUAUUGAGGCUCAUAGAGUCAUAUUGAGUGCCAGGUCACCAUUUUUCAAGAAAAAGUUUGAGAGUGAUUGGAAAGAGCGAAGGGAAGUCAGAUUCUCUAAGGAGAAGCUGUCCUAUCCUGCUCUCUAUAGCCUCUUGCACUUCUUUUAUUCUGACAGAUUAGAGAUUGCUGUAGAUGACAUGGAAGAUCUUGUGAGAAUCUGUAAAGUAUGCAAAUGCGAAUCACUACAGAGAAUUCUGGAGAAAGAACUAAUUCAUCAAAAAUAUGCAGAGUAUAAAGCGCUGAGAGAUUUGGACAACUCUCAAAAACGGUUCAUUUUACAGGGUUUAUCCCUUCCUGAAGAAGACAGGCUUCCUGCAGCAUUGCAUCAGAUUCUUCUGAUUGCUCUUUCAAAUUCAACUCAAGAAAGUGAUCUAAAUGAUGGAAUUGAUAAAAUGGUUUACCGGGUGGGUGCAUUGCAGAUUGCUAAUUCAAUGAAUGAUCUUGCAGAUGUUUGUAUAAGAGUAGAUGAAAAAAUAUUUCGCUGCCAUCAAGUUAUUUUAGCAUCAAGGUCAGAAUACUUCAAAGCAAGAUUGUCACGUAUACAGGACUUCUAUGAAGGGAAAGAUGAGUCAUCCGUUGUUUCCCUUCCUUUUCUUGAAGAACGUGAUUUGAGCAAGGAAGCAUUUGAGAAAAUGAUUGAGUAUAUGUACACUGACGGUCUGAAGGAUAUCAGUCCAGAUCAGGCAGGGGAAAUGUUUGAUGCUGCUUCUAGAUAUUUACUGUUUCCUCUAAAGCGUGCUGUGGCUGAUGCACUGCUGCCACACUUGGAAAUGGUUUCACCUGCAGAACUUUGCCAUUGGUUGAUACUGGCAGACAUGUAUGGUGUUUUGAAGAUACGGGAAUAUUGUCUAGAUACGAUAGCUUGUAAUUUUGAAACAUUUGCUGAAACUAAAGAAUUCCGAGCAAUGCUAUUGACACUGCCACCGCCAUCUGGAGAUUCCUCUUUACGUACCACUGCCCCAAGUGUUCCUGGGGCUGCUCUAAAUACUGAUCAAGGCAAUCUUCUUGAUGAUUUACGAGAGAAAUGGCUUGAAAUUGAAGCUGCGGAGCUUGACGAGAGAGAUGAGAGCGCAUUGCAGUUUGACAAGCGGUUAGAAAUGCUUAUGCUUGUUGCAAAGCAAGAAAAUAUAGGCAAUACUGAAUCAGAUGAUAUUGAGAAUGUGGCAUCCUCAGCUCUUUCUGAAACCUCUUCUCAAAUUUCUACUGAACGAGAACUGUAGAUCCUAAGAAGUUUUGGGAAAAUUUCUUUUUCUUGAGAUUAAAAUAAAAUAUGUAGAGUAUGUUACAGUGGUAAUCUUUAGCAGUACGUUUUAGUUUGGUCGCUCAGAGUGCUUAAGUUGGGUUUUUGUGACUUUAGAUGCUUGGAGCGUCCAUUGAUUGGAGUUCUUUUAAGUACCUGGUCAUAUAGGAUGUUGUGAAUGUUCACAUAUUACAAGAUGAUGUGAAUUGGUUGAGAAAGAUUUAAUCUGUCACUAUUUGAGAAAAACUAGAAUGAUGCAAAGAAGAUUAGUAUGGUCCUCUACAAGAAGGGCGCAGAUCAAGAAAAUUACAAUUUGUCUGCA
Molecule: messenger RNA, 2252 nt
Organism: Prosopis cineraria
Lineage: Eukaryota; Viridiplantae; Streptophyta; Magnoliopsida; Fabales; Fabaceae
Product: BTB/POZ domain-containing protein At2g04740
Exons: 5
Coding region: 99-1910 (603 amino acids)
Cellular component (GO): ubiquitin ligase complex; cytoplasm
Molecular function (GO): protein binding
Source: RefSeq, a predicted model, not a curated record